CUCGGAAAGCGUUAACCCAGGAGCUGGACACACAGCGCUCCCACCCAAGGUUCCUAAAAAAGAAAGGUGCAGAGUUUGGGGAGAGUGAUCAAAGCUUCUUCUCCAAGACUUCCUGUUGCUCAGCGCUAUAUAAAGCGAUGCACCGGCUGCGGAGACACAGCGCCCUCGCCCUCGCCCCUCCGCGGCCUCCCAGUGCCUGAGGUUUCCCGGGAACCACAAUGACCAAGUUGCUGUGCUGCGCGCUGCUGCUUCUGGACAUCUCCAUUAAAUGGACCACCCAAGAAACCUUUCCUCCGAAGUACCUUCAUUAUGACCCAGAAACUUCUAGGCAGCUGAUGUGUGACCAAUGUCCUCCUGGCACAGCGCUUAAACAACACUGCACCACAAGCUGGAAGACCGUGUGUGUCGCUUGCCCUGACUACCACUACACCGACAGAUGGCACAACAAUGUCGAGUGUCUGUACUGCAGCCCAGUGUGCAAGGAGCUGCAGUACGUGAAGCAGGAGUGCAACGCCACCCACAAUCGCGUGUGUGAGUGCGAGGAAGGUCGCUACCUGGACCUGGAGUUCUGCAUCAAGCACAGACCCUGCCCCCCGGGGUUUGGAGUCCUACACCCUGGAACCCCAGAGCGAAAUACAGUUUGCAAAAGAUGUCCAGAUGGGUUCUUCUCGAAUGAAACAUCAUACAAAGCACCCUGUAGAAGACACACAAAUUGUAGUGAUUUUGGUCUGCAUCUCACUCAGAGAGGAAAUGCAACACAUGACAAUAUAUGUUCUGGAAACAGUGAAUCUAAUAAGAGAUGCGGAAUAGAUGUCACUCUGUGUGAGGAGGCAUUUUUCAGGUUUGCUGUUCCUACAAAGAUUACCCCUAACUGGCUCAGUGUCCUUGUAGAGAAUUUGCCUGGCAACAAAAUAAAUGCAGAGAGCAUAGAAAAAAUAAAACGUCGGCACAGCUCUCAAGAACAAACUUUUCAGCUGCUAAAGUUGUGGAAGCAUGAAAACAAAGACCAAGAUAUGGUCAAGAAGAUCAUCCAAGAUAUUGGCCUCUGUGAAAGCAACGUGCAACGCCAUAUGGGACAGGCCAACCUCACCUCGGAGCAGCUUCACAGACUGAUGGACAGCUUGCCAGGGAAGAAAGUUCCCAUGGAAGACAUUGAGAGAGCCACAAAGACAUGUACCUCCAGCGAGCAAAUCCUGAAGCUGCUCAGCUUGUGGAGAAUAAGAAAUGGUGACCAAGACAGCCUGAAGGGUCUGAUGGAGGCCCUCAAGCAUUUGAAGACAUACCACUUCCCUAAAACUGUCACUCAGAGUCUGAAGAAGACCAUUCGGUUCCUGCACAGCUUUACAAUGUACAGACUGUAUCAGAAACUAUUUAUAGAAAUGGUCGAAAAGCAGGUGCAAUCCGUAAAAAUAAGCUGCCUAUAACUGGGAAUGGUCAUUGAGUGGUUUCUGGGCCACAUUGUAGUGAACUGUUUCUCAGGCACCUGAUGGGAGCAAUAACGUCUUUCUCCUCACCAAGUGUUAAAUCUGGCCAUAAAGUACACUAGAAGCUGUGGUGUAGGAAAGAACUAACUUCUCCCUCAUUCCUUCCUCUGCUCUCUAAGUUUAUUCAAUUCCAAAUUGUUUUCCCAACUAAAAGAUCUGGCCCAAUAUCUACUGACUAUUGUUUUCCCCUUAUUACUACUUAGAGUAAUUCAACUGGAAAUAAGAAACUAG
Suncus etruscus (white-toothed pygmy shrew) is the source of this 1715-nucleotide messenger RNA. RefSeq names its product TNF receptor superfamily member 11b (gene TNFRSF11B). Gene Ontology annotation, biological process: signal transduction. Gene Ontology annotation, molecular function: protein binding. NCBI's taxonomy places the organism in Eukaryota, Metazoa, Chordata, Mammalia, Eulipotyphla, Soricidae. The transcript is spliced from 5 exons. Bases 219 to 1424 code for a protein of 401 amino acids. The record is from RefSeq and is a predicted model, not a curated record.